UCCCGUCCCCUUCCCAGCAGCCCCAGCGCCUGCCCCGGCGGUCCUCAAGAUGGCGGCCGACAGUGAGCCCGAGUCCGAGGUAUUUGAGCUCACGGACUUCACCACCGCCUCCGAGUGGGAAAGGUUUAUUUCCAGAGUUGAAGAAAUCUUGAAUGACUGGAAACUGAUUGGAAACUCUCUGGGAAAGCCACUUGAAAAGGGUAUAUUUACUUCUGGCACAUGGGAAGAGAAAUCAGAUGAAAUUUUCUUUGCUGACUUCAAAUUCUCAGUUACUCAUCAUUAUCUUGUACAAGAAUCCAUUGAUAAAGAAGGAAAGGAUGAAGUACUAGAAGAUGUUCUUCCACAGUCUAUGCAAGAUUUGCUGUGUAUGAAUAAUGACUUUCCUCCAAGAGCACAUUGCCUGGUAAGAUGGUAUGGACUGCGAGAGUUCGUGGUGCUCGCCCCUGCAGCAAACAGCGAUGCUGUUCUCAGUGAAUCUAAGUGCAAUCUUCUUCUAAGUUCUGUGUCUAUUGCUUUGGGAAACACUGGCUGCCAAGUGCCACUCUUUGUGCAAAUUCAUCACAAAUGGCGAAGAAUGUAUGUGGGAGAAUGUCAGGGUCCUGGUGUCCGAACUGAUUUUGAAAUGGUUCAUCUUCGAAAAGUGCCAAAUCAGUACACUCACUUAUCGGGUCUGCUGGAUAUCUUCAAAUCAAAGAUUGGAUGUCCUUUAACACCAUUGCCUCCAGUUAGUAUUGCUAUUCGAUUGACCUAUGUACUUCAGGAUUGGCAGCAGUAUUUUUGGCCUCAGCAACCUCCAGAUAUAGAUGCCCUUGUAGGAGGGGAAGUUGGAGGUUUGGAGUUUGGCAAGCUACCAUUUGGUGCCUGUGAAGAUCCUAUAAGUGAACUCCACUUAGCAACUACAUGGCCUCACCUGACUGAAGGUAUCAUUGUGGAUAAUGAUGUUUAUUCUGAUUUGGAUCCUCUUCAGGCUCCCCAUUGGUCUGUUAGAGUUCGAAAAGCUGAUAAUCUUCAGUGUUUGCUAGGUGAUUUUGUCACUGAAUUUUUUAAAGUUUGCCGUCGGAAGGAAUCAACUGAUGAGAUUCUUGGACGAUCCACAUUUGAGGAAGAAGGGAGAGAAAUUGCUGAUAUAACUCACGCCUUGUCAAAGUUGACAGAGCCAGCACCAGUUCCAAUUCAUAAAUUAUCAGUUUCAAAUAUGGUACAUACUGCAAAGAAGAAAAUAAAAAAACACAGAGGUGUAGAAGAGUCACCACUGAAUAAUGAUGUCCUCAACACUAUUCUCUUGUUCUUAUUUCCUGAUGCUGCUUCUGAGAAACCAUUAGAUGGAACUUCUUCAAUGGACAACAAUCCUUCGUCAGAGAGUGAAGAAUAUAAUCUCUACAAUCAGUUCAAAUCUGCACCAUCUGACAGUUUAACAUACAAAUUGGCUUUGUGUCUUUGUAUGAUCAAUUUCUACCACGGAGGAUUGAAAGGAGUGGCACACCUCUGGCAGGAAUUUGUUCUUGAAAUGCGUUUCAGAUGGGAAAACGACUUUUUGAUACCAGGAUUAGCAAGUGGCCCCCCAGAUCUGAGAUGCUGUUUACUACAUCAGAAGCUACAGAUGUUAAAUUGCUGUAUUGAAAGAAAGAAGGCACGUGAUGAGAAGAGGAAGACAAGUAUUUCAGAUAAUGUGACUAAUACAUAUCCAGGGGAUGCUGGAAGACCUGGAGACCAGCUGGGGCCAGAUAAUCUAAAAGAUAUGGACAAGGAAAAGGGAGAGGUGGGAAAAUCGUGGGAUUCUUGGAGUGAUAGCGAAGAAGAAUUUUUUGAAUGCCUAAGUGAUACUGAAGAAUUUAAGGGAAAUGGACAAGAGAGUGGCAAAAAAGGAGGACUUAAGGAGAUGGCAAAUUUAAAGCCAGAAGGUCGACUCAACCAGCAUGGGAAACUUACACUGCUGCAUAAUGGAGAGCCUCUCUACAUUCCAGUAACCCAGGAGCCAGCACCUAUGACAGAAGACCUGCUAGAGGAGCAGUCGGAGGUUCUAGCUAAAUUGGGCACCUCCGCGGAAGGGGCUCACCUCCGGGCACGCAUGCAGAGCGCCUGUCUGCUGUCAGAUAUGGAGUCUUUUAAGGCAGCUAAUCCAGGUUGCUGUCUGGAAGACUUUGUGAGGUGGUACUCACCCCGGGAUUACAUUGAAGAGGAAGUGAUUGAUGAAAAGGGAAACACCGUUCUGAAAGGAGAACUGAGUGCCCGAAUGAAGAUUCCAAGCAACAUGUGGGUGGAAGCCUGGGAAACAGCUAAGCCAGUUCCUGCCAGAAGGCAAAGGAGACUCUUUGAUGAUACACGGGAAGCAGAAAAGGUGCUGCACUAUCUGGCAAUGCAGAAACCUGCAGACCUUGCUCGGCACCUGCUGCCUUGUGUGAUUCAUGCAGCCGUACUCAAGGUAAAGGAAGAAGAAAGUCUGGAAAACAUUUCUUCCGUUAAGAAGAUUAUCAAGCAGAUAAUAUCCCAUUCCAGCAAAGUCCUGCACUUUCCCAAUCCAGAAGACAAGAAACUAGAAGAAAUCAUCCAUCAAAUUACUAAUGUGGAAGCCCUAAUUGCUAGAGCCCGCUCACUGAAAGCCAAGUUUGGAACUGAGAAAUGUGAACAAGAGGAGGAAAAGGAAGAUCUAGAAAGGUUUGUGAGCUGCCUUUUAGAGCAGCCCGAAGUGCUGGUGGUGGGCGCGGGAAGAGGACACGCCGGCAGGAUCAUUCACAAGCUGUUUGUGAACGCACAGCGGGCUGCAGCCAUGGCUCCACCGGAGGAGGAACUGAAGAGAAUGGGCUCCGCGGAGGAGAGAAGGCAGAACUCGGUGUCCGACUUCCCACCGCCUGCUGGCCGGGAACUCAUUCUGCGCACCACGGUGCCCCGCCCCGCCCCCUACUCCCGGGCUCUGCCUCAGCGCAUGUACAGUGUUCUCACCAAAGAGGAUUUCCGGCUGGCCGGUGCUUUUUCAUCAGAUACCUCCUUCUUCUAGUUCUUCCUGGUCCACCCCACUGAGGCUUCAGAGCCGUGCUGACCCCUUCUGUGGGAAGGAGGUUGUGCCGGUCGGAACCUGGGAGGCAUGAAGAGGGCCUGUCCAGUUGAAUGAUCGAGCGUCGUACUGGCAUCUGAAAGACUUUGGUGCCAAGCUUGGGCUGGGUAGUAGCUUGUGGGGCCCAAGGUAAUGGGCUUGAACUGUUGAAAGAUUUUUUCCCCAAAGAGAUGGCCCUUGGGGUGGGGUUGGGGACCAAAAAUGCAGGAGCUCUCUGUGCUCACUCUGGCAAGAUUGUGUUCAUUUAUUCUUUCUGUGAAUGUCCCUUAGGCUGUAGCCUUGCAUUUAUAGUCUGUGCAAACUCUUCUUAUUUUUAUUAGUAUCAAGUAUGCAAAGUAGAGGAUCUGUUAACUCAGAUUUCUGGGUGUUUGGGUGGUAGAAUCUAUUCCCAGAAUCUGUGUUUUUAAUAUAUUAAAUGUCAUUCUGUUUAUUCAAUCACCUGGUCACCAUUUUUAUUAUACUAAUUAACUUUUGAUGAGCAUUUUGAAUAUUCUAGGAGAAAUCCUAGAGUUUCACAUAGUUUAUGUGUUUUUCCGUAUAUGACCUAAAUGUAUUCCUUCUGAUAAAACUAUAUUAAAUAUCACUGCAAAUUAGUUUGAUACCUACUAGUAUCUUGUAAGGCUUCUCUUACUUGUUUUGUUUUGGGUGCCAUGUAAAAAGAUAGCCUGCAAAUUAUUGUUCUCUCCUUUCCUUGUUGUUCAGUAUGCAUUCCUUUUGUGUCGUUGCUGGUUGGAUACCAUAUUUAAUGAAGUAUAACAAAAAUAUAGUCUUGGUACAUAGAGAUUAUCAUGCAGUUAGUAUAAUUUGGUAUAUGUGCUAAUGUAAUGAAUAGAAGAUUAUUUCAGUGAACUAUUUUACUUUUGUAUUUUAGUUAAAAUGAAAAUAAUUGGUGGGGAUAUGGAGUAGGACUAGCAUAAGGAUGACCACAGAAUACUUCUAGUUGUCUGAUGAUCAAGAUCUAUUAUGUCUGUGUUGCUAUAUGGCCUUUGUUCAAUAAUCUUAAAUCUAUUUUUAGGCCUAAAGUUCCCACUUUAAUCCAAAGUAAAAAAUGCUUAUAAUGAAGCAUAGGCCUUGCUGUGAAACUUUAAAUAAUUAA
Eptesicus fuscus (big brown bat) is the source of this 4148-nucleotide messenger RNA. It is a transcript of the gene RAB3GAP1, whose product is annotated as RAB3 GTPase activating protein catalytic subunit 1. Gene Ontology annotation, biological process: positive regulation of GTPase activity. The coding region runs from base 50 to 2995 and encodes 981 amino acids. The transcript has 24 exons. Lineage: Eukaryota; Metazoa; Chordata; Mammalia; Chiroptera; Vespertilionidae. The record is from RefSeq and is a predicted model, not a curated record. Gene Ontology annotation, molecular function: GTPase activator activity.